Messenger RNA from Paramecium primaurelia, 258 nucleotides. The record is from the annotation of a GenBank genome assembly. Lineage: Eukaryota; Ciliophora; Oligohymenophorea; Peniculida; Parameciidae.
AUGGAUUAAUAAAUAAAAAAAGAGGAUGAAGAAAUUUAAAUAGAUGACAUAAAAUAUUAGAUAAGUUCAGCAAAAGUAGAUGGAAAAGAAUAUUAUUUGUAUGAAUACAAAAAAGAACUUAAUAAAGAUGAGAAUGAUAAAUUAACUUAAUUUUUAUAAAAAUUAGAAACUGGAUUAAAAGGAGAAGAAGGAAUGGAAGGUGUUAUGAAUAUUUGUAAAGGAUGGAAAAAAGAAUGUGAAUAACAAUAAUUUUAAUGA